UUCACUCGAUAGCACACGCAUCCAGUCACACACCAAGCAUCUCAAAAUGGCAUUCAAGUUCGUCGCUCUCUUCGCCCUGAUCGCCGCCGCCAGCGCUGGCGUCCUGCCCGCCGCUCAGGUCUACCAUGCUGCUCCCGCCGUGGCCACCUAUGCCGCCCCAGCUGCCGUUGUCAAGACAAUUGCCCCUGUGGCCCAGCAUGUGAUCACCAAGGCUGCCGAGGAAUACGAUCCCCAUCCCCAGUACAAGUACGCCUACAAUGUCCAGGAUGCCCUCUCCGGCGACUCCAAGAGCCAGGUCGAGGAGCGCGAUGGUGAUGUGGUCCGUGGCGAGUACUCUCUGGUCGAUGCCGAUGGCUACAAGCGCACCGUCCAGUACACCGCCGAUCCCAUCAACGGCUUCAACGCUGUCGUCAACCGUGAACCCCUCGUCAAGGCCGUCGCUGUUGCUCCUGUUGUAAAGACCAUUGCUGCUGCCCCCGUUGCCCACUAUGCUGCCCCAGCUGUCGUCAAGACCGUGGCUCCAGUUGCCCACUAUGCUGCUCCAGCUGUUGCUCACUACGCCGCUCCAGCUGUGGUCAAGACCGUCGCUCCAGUUGCUCACUAUGCCGCCCCAGCCGUCCACCUGGCCCAGCACUACUAAAUGCCAUUUUGUUGAGUGUGUUGACUGAAACUU
This is a messenger RNA of Drosophila nasuta, 673 nucleotides long. RefSeq names its product larval cuticle protein A2B-like. The record is from RefSeq and is a predicted model, not a curated record. The coding region runs from base 47 to 640 and encodes 197 amino acids. The transcript has 2 exons. Gene Ontology annotation, cellular component: extracellular matrix. Lineage: Eukaryota; Metazoa; Arthropoda; Insecta; Diptera; Drosophilidae.